Messenger RNA from Nelumbo nucifera (sacred lotus), 1065 nucleotides. RefSeq lists its product as uncharacterized. Gene Ontology annotation, molecular function: rRNA binding; snoRNA binding. Gene Ontology annotation, cellular component: small-subunit processome; Mpp10 complex. The record is from RefSeq and is a predicted model, not a curated record. NCBI's taxonomy places the organism in Eukaryota, Viridiplantae, Streptophyta, Magnoliopsida, Proteales, Nelumbonaceae. Gene Ontology annotation, biological process: rRNA processing; ribosomal small subunit biogenesis.
AAUCCUUUGGGUUUAGCUGUUUAGGGUUUAUUCGAUCCCUUGCUCUCACGCAGAAACUCUCUCUCUCUCUCUCUCUCUGAGCGUCUCCUGAAUUACCAGACAGUGAGAGCAAUGAGGAAGCUCAAGUUCCAUGAGAAGAAACUUCUGAAGAAGGUGAAUUUUCUCGAAUGGAAGAGAGAAGGAGGCCACAGGGAAGCCCAUGUUAUGCAACGUUAUCAUGUCACUGGCAGAGACGAUUACAAAAAAUAUUCGAGUUUAUGCCGGAUGGUGCAGAAGCUCGUGAGCAUAUUGAUGACAAUGGACCCAAGAGACCCUUUUCGUAUCGAGAUGACCGAUAUGCUCCUUGAAAAGCUGUAUAAUAUGGGUGUAAUCCCUACCAGGAAGAGCUUGGCUUUGUGUGAUCGUUUGUCUGUAUCUUCCUUUUGCAGGCGAAGGCUAUCAACUAUAUUGGUGAAAUUGAAGUUUGCAGAACACUUAAGAGAAGCUGUUACAUAUAUCGAGCAGGGCCACAUCAGAGUGGGCCCAGAAACAGUUACUGAUCCAGCAUUCCUUGUUACCAGAAACGUGGAGGACUUUGUUACAUGGGUGGACUCAUCAAAGAUAAAGAGGAAGGUGUUAGAAUAUAACGAGAAGCUGGAUGACUAUGAUGCCAUGAACUGAGAGUUGUACAAGGUUAUUUCCUUCACACAAAUAUAGGCACAGUGAGUUCUCUUGAUAGUCAUCUUUGAAGAAAUGAGAUUCAUGGUGGCAAAAAAUGCGCCAUCUUGACCUUCAGAUGAAAAGUCUGAGGACCAUUUCUUCAAAGUCAAGGCUUCAGAACGGGAAAAGUGUUGUUCCUUCGGUUGUACUUGAUUUGGUAGUUUUUUUGUGAUUUGAUAGCAUGAGGAUAUGGAACUAUGGGUUCAGAAUUUCAGAUGGUUCAUCUUCUUUAUUGAAUUUACCGCUCGGAGCAACUUCUAUCUCAUGGCCUCAUGGGUAACAAAGAAACUAAUUUACUUGAUUCGAACAUGGAAUGAUUACUGUUAAGCAAAAUGGCUAUAGUUAUGAUUCAUUAUUCCGUGCCAA